Lotus japonicus is the source of this 2669-nucleotide messenger RNA. RefSeq names its product protein DETOXIFICATION 33. Gene Ontology annotation, molecular function: antiporter activity; xenobiotic transmembrane transporter activity. Gene Ontology annotation, biological process: xenobiotic detoxification by transmembrane export across the plasma membrane. Gene Ontology annotation, cellular component: membrane. The coding region runs from base 802 to 2250 and encodes 482 amino acids. Lineage: Eukaryota; Viridiplantae; Streptophyta; Magnoliopsida; Fabales; Fabaceae. The transcript is spliced from 9 exons. The record is from RefSeq and is a predicted model, not a curated record.
GUGUGCGCGCGCGUGUGUGACCUUUUUAUGUGACAACAUGAAAAACGAGGAACAAGUGUAACUAACUUAGCCCUUCAAGCAAAGGUUAACUUAGCCAUACUGGUUUGACUUACUAGUCAUGCAAAUUACCAUUUGACUUAAAUUAGAAGCAUCAGAAAAUGCUGUAGCACAUGACUUAAUCCCCACUCCCCAGUGAGUUGUGACUUCACCAUCCGUUAUUCUAUGAUUUCACAGGUAGUUAGUUGAUUGGCUGAAAUUUCACAGGUAUGCAUAUUACCUGUUUGAAUCUUGUCCACUGAGAAGGUCCGCAAUAGUAAACUACCCGGGGGUUGGCACGAGAAAAGGACCCUCCUGUCCUGGCUCCUUUCAACACAAAGUUCCAUAUUCUUCACUUUGUCUCUGUCCCAAGUUAUUGAAUAUUUAAACUCUCAUUUACUUCUAGAGUUUCUAUAUAUAUGUAAAAUGUUAACUAACAAGUAAUUGAUAGGAACAUGUUUAAAUAUAAUAAAUUAACAUCACCGUGCAUUUUUAAAUAUAAUGAAUUAACAUCACCGUGCAUAUUUAAGUUAGUGAAAUUAAAGGCAGAUAAUAGAUACACAUUUCUAGCUUUUUUGUACUUCACUUAUGGUAUGGGGACCCAUUAUCUAUGCCAACUACCUGUCAUGGUUAAUUUCCACUUCUUCCUCACAAGCCAUUCCAUUUCUCAUCUCCAAUAAACUAUCUAUAUAUGUAUAUAUAAGCUAGAGCAAGUUCUCUGCUAUUCAAUAGUAGUAAGUGGAACUUAACUUAGCCAAAUUAACCAUGGAAACUCCACUACUAGAUAAUAACAACAGCAACAGGCUUAGUGAUGAGGAUGAGAAGCCACUGAGCUUGGUUCGGAGAUUCGGGAUCGAGUCCAAGAAGUUGUGGAAGAUAGCAGGUCCUGCAAUUUUAACAAUGUUGUGUCAGUACUCGCUUGGUGCAUUCACCCUCACAUUUGUAGGCCAUGUGGGAGAGCUCGAUCUUGCAGCAGUUUCUGUUGAAAACUCUUGCAUUGCUGGCUUCUCCUUUGGAGUCAUGUUGGGUAUGGGGAGUGCCUUGGAGACUCUCUGUGGACAAGCAUUCGGUGCGGGUCAGAGCAGGAUGUUGGGGGUGUACAUGCAAAGAUCAUGGGUCAUCUUAUUUACUACUGCCUUGAUUUUGGUCCCUGUAUAUGUUUGGUCACCUCCCAUCUUGAGGGUCAUUGGACAAACUACUGAAAUCUCAGAAGCUGCUGGAAAAUUUGCUUUGUGGAUGUUACCACAGUUGUUUGCAUAUGCUUUCAACUUUCCAAUGCAGAAGUUCUUACAGUCACAGAGGAAAGUCCAAGUGAUGUUAUGGAUAUCAGCAACUGUCCUGGUGCUACAUAUAUUUUUCAGUUGGCUCCUAAUACUGAAACUUGGGUGGGGCUUAACUGGAGCAGCAAUUACUCUUAACGCAUCAUGGUGGCUGAUUGUCAUUGCACAAUUUUUGUACAUUGUGAUCACAAAAUCAGAUGGUGCUUGGAGUGGAUUCUCAUGGCUAGCAUUUUCAGACUUGUAUGGUUUUGUGAAACUUUCUUUGGCUUCAGCUGUCAUGUUAUGCUUGGAGUUUUGGUACUUGAUGGUCCUGGUGGUGAUAACAGGGCGUUUGACAAACCCUCUAAUACCUGUUGAUGCCAUAUCUAUCUGUAUGAACAUCAAUGGCUGGGAUGCCAUGAUUGCAAUAGGGUUCAAUGCAGGAAUAAGUGUGAGAGUAUCAAAUGAACUAGGGGCUGGUAAUUUCCGGGCUGCGAGGUUUGCGGUGUGGGUGGUUUCCAUCACAUCAGUCUUCAUAGGUGUUCUUGCUAUGAUUUUAGUUCUUUCAACAAGGGAUUUCUUUCCUCACUUGUUUACCACAAGUGAUGCAGUUGCCAAGGAAACAACAAAGCUUGCUGCUUUGCUUGGUGCCACAGUGCUUCUUAACAGCCUUCAACCAGUCUUAUCUGGUGUUGCUGUUGGAGCUGGGUGGCAAGCUCUUGUAGCAUACAUCAACAUUGGGUGCUACUAUAUUAUUGGAUUACCAGCAGGGAUAUUGUUGGGAUUCACAUUUCAUUUUGGAGCAGAGGGUAUUUGGUCAGGGAUGAUUGGUGGUACAGUUCUGCAGACCAUAAUCCUUAUAAUCGUUACUUCAGUAACGAACUGGAAGAAGGAGGCUGAACAAGCAGAGGGUCGCAUGAAGAGAUGGGGAGGAUCAAUUGCUAAUGAACAAUGACUCUGAGUAGAUUGAAUGACCAUGGGAGGUCCCAAAUGUGUGUAGUUUCCACAACGUAAUUACCUAAGUUUUUGUGAUCUAGAUAGCAUUGGAUUGGAAAAUCAUUGUGACAUUAGCACAAUUCCAAUCAUGGUUUCACUAUCCUUGUUUGUAAUGUCGUUUGGGUUGAACUCAGCCAUCUAAUUUUUUUUGAUAAAAAAAAAUAGAUGAAGUUUAUUGGAAUGAGUUCUUCUAUAUCAUGAUAGAAUUGCUCUCACUAGCUUGGAGUAUUGAACUUUGUUGUUGGAUCAUCAGUUACUAUUCAUGGUUCACCAGCAUGUGAAGAAAUUUCUGAUAUAGUCAUAUUGGAUUUAGGGUUUAAUGACAAACAUGCUUGAAUUGGAUUCGGAAAAUGUUUAUGUGAAUGUGGGUUGUCUUUC